Messenger RNA from Canis lupus familiaris (dog), 4472 nucleotides. RefSeq names its product N-acetylneuraminate pyruvate lyase (gene NPL). The record is from RefSeq and is a predicted model, not a curated record. The coding region runs from base 128 to 1090 and encodes 320 amino acids. Gene Ontology annotation, biological process: carbohydrate metabolic process; N-acetylneuraminate catabolic process. Gene Ontology annotation, molecular function: 4-hydroxy-tetrahydrodipicolinate synthase activity; N-acetylneuraminate lyase activity. The transcript has 13 exons. Lineage: Eukaryota; Metazoa; Chordata; Mammalia; Carnivora; Canidae.
UCGCGGCGGCGCGGGGAGAGGCGCGGCGGGGAGCGGCGGACGGGCGCGCGGCGGGAGUGAAAACGAAAGCACAGAGAAGGUGAUUAACAGUUCCAGGGGCGCCCCGCUGACUUUUUUCAGCAGCUCAAUGGCCUCCCCGAAGAAGAAGCUUCAAGGUCUUGUUGCUGCAACCAUCACACCAAUGACUGAGCAUGGAGAAAUCAACUUUUCAGUCAUUGGUCAGUAUGUGGAUUAUCUUGUGGAAGAACAGGGAGUGAAGAAUAUUUUUGUGAAUGGCACAACGGGAGAAGGCCUGUCCCUGAGUGUCUCAGAGCGUCGCCGGGUCGCAGAGGAGUGGGUGACAAAAGGGCGGAACAAGUUGGAUCAAGUAGUGAUUCAUGUAGGAGCCCUGAGCUUGAAAGAGUCACAAGAACUGGCCCAACAUGCAGCAGAAAUUGGAGCCGAUGGCAUCGCUGUCAUUGCACCUUUCUUUCUCAAGCCAUGGAACAAAGAUGUCUUGAUUAAUUUCCUAAAGGAGGUGGCUGCUGCCGCCCCAGCAUUGCCAUUUUAUUACUAUCACAUUCCGGCCUUGACAGGGGUAAAGAUUCGUGCCGAGGAGUUGUUGGAUGGGAUUCAGGAUAAGAUCCCCACCUUCCAAGGGCUGAAGUUCAGUGACACAGAUCUCUUAGACUUCGGGCAGUGUGUUGAUCAGAAUCGCCAGCGACAGUUUGCUUUCCUUUUUGGGGUGGAUGAGCAACUAUUGAGUGCCCUGGUGAUGGGAGCCACCGGAGCAGUGGGCAGUACCUAUAACUACCUGGGAAAAAAGACAAACCAGAUGUUGGAGGCUUUUGAACAAAAGGACUUCUCUUCAGCCCUGAACCAUCAGUUUUGUAUUCAGAGAUUUAUCAACUUUGUGCUCAAACUAGGUUUUGGAGUGUCGCAGACCAAAGCCAUCAUGACUCUGGUCUCUGGAAUUCCAAUGGGCCCACCCCGGCCUCCACUGCAGAAAGCCUCCAGGGAGUUUAUUGAUAAUGCAAAAGCGAAGCUGAAGAGCCUGGAUUUCCUUCUUUCCACUGAUUUAAAGGAUGGAAACUUUGAAUCCUGUAGCUAGUGCCUCUCUCAUCAAAUCAGAGUGUGUACCUUGAAUAGUGCAUUCAUUUCUCAGAGACUUAGGUAAACUAAACUCUUUUCUAGCAAACGAAAUCUCACCUCAAUCAACAAGUGUUUAAGUAUCUUCUGUGAUCCUAAAAAUGUUUUAUUUUGUGAAGGGGCAAAAACUGUAAAAGGAGUCAUGAGCUCUGAGUCAUUUGAUAUUUCACAAAGUUUUUGUGGAGAAAUUUCUACUUAUAUGGAUGAAAUGGAAUCAAGAGGAAAAUUAUAAUGAUUCAUUCUAUCUGCCUUUAGGAGCUUUCAUUAUUUUGAUUUCUGAUUCUUAAUCCUAUUUUAAAAUUCUCUAAUUUUAAACCAUUAUAAUGUACUUUCAUUUUAAUAAAUAUUCAUUUGGGCUCUAGGACAACUCUGAGUUUAGGCAGGUACACUUUAAUGCCAAAUUACAACGUGACUCAACUCUACACAACUAUUAACACCCCAACUCACUUCACUGCUCAGUCUAAUUCUAGAAUAGAAUUCUAGUUAAUUCAGAUUAACUGUGAUGUCUCAGUUUCCCCCCAAAACACUAGGUUGGGUGAAGACUUGCUUUAGUUUUUACUAAAGGGCCCAUUUAGAGUAAGUUUCCAUGAAAAAAGAAAAGGUUCUCCCCAAGUAUGAACGCAAGUUUCACCUCUUGCUAUACAGGGGAUUUCUAAAAGCUCAAAGUCUCAAAGAACCAAAGAGCUCUCCUGGGCACCACACACUUUCCCUUUCCCCAUUGGGAAGAAAGUAUCUCCCCCAUAGUGCCCUGAAUUAUUCUAAGUGAAGGCCAACGUCCCUUCAAUGGUAAGCCCGGGGGCUACUAUUAUUUCCUGAUCACACUUCCAGCACAUUUCUUCAGUGAAGAAAGAUUUGGGGAGAACCCAGAGAUUUCACUCUAGCUUUCCCUACACAUCCUCUUUACUCUCUUCUUUCUCAGUAUGGCUGCUUAGUCUCCUUUCCAACAAAUCCUGGUGAGUGCUUCCCAGUAAUAAAGUGUAUUGUCAGUAAACCCUUGGUAAUUGUAAACCUUACUUUCCAGGCUAUCAAUUACCUAGGAUUUUGUUUUUGUUUCAUCUCUAAUGAGUCUCCUCAUUGGCAAAAGGGAAGUAUUGAAAUUCGUAACAGUUUUACUCUCUAUAUUUUAUCUCUUAAAAAGAGAAACCUUUUUGAAAUGUGAAUUUGAAAUUAUCUGUGGAUUUAGUUACCCUUGCCAAUUGAUCAGCUGGUUAAGGGUUAUAUUUGUGGCUCCUCACUCUUUUUUUUUUAUUGCUCAGGAAUGACAUGUGCCGUUUUCUCCUAUUUCCUUCUCCUUCAAGAGUAAGACAUCAGAGUAAGAAAGUGAACUGCAGUGACUUAUGUGAGCUUAUAUUCUCUCACUGAAACUUUUCUUUAUAGCCAUUAAUUUGAAAAGGAAGAAAAGGGAGAUUUUUGGUUGAGGAGGUAUCAUAUCCUUACAUAAGUAUACUAAGGCCAAAUUAAUUUUUUCAAUGAAGAUAAAUCUUGACUAUCCAGUAAAGAACUCUGUUUUUCUGUUUUCAUUCUUCUGAAGUCAGUGCUUAGAUAGCUUUGAAGAUGUUUAAUGAAAUCUUGUGAACACAAAGAGAAAUAAGAGAAUUUUUUUUAAAUGACCAGGGUUGAGUUUAGCUCUGUGUGUUCUAACAUCCAACUCCUUGGAAAUGAGUGUUACACAGCAAUAGUUACUAAUAAUGCCUUUUAUCAAAAGUAAACUUUUAGAGUAUUAUAAAUUUACUGUUACCUUUGAAUUUAGUUUUUAAUAUUGAAACUAAAAUAAUGAUAUGAAAUUCUUCACUCAGCACACUAAAAGUGGAUUUUUAACCAUGUUUUUUUCAAGAUAGAAUUCUGAGAUUAAUUCAUUGAGGCUGGUGGAAGGACAAAGUGAUUCCAGGGACUGGUUUUACUUAGGAUUUAUUCACAGAUGUAGGAAAAUGCCAUCUCACUAGUGUACAUGGGGAGUGGGUAAUGCAUAUUCUUCCCUGAAAGUCUGUUUGCUACAACUUGAGAGAAAUUUCCUUUUUAUGAUCCAUGAAGGGUACAUAAAAUCCCUUCUGUCAGGAAUCCGAAGCCUGAGAGAAGGCUAGGUUGGGCUGGGGUAAGGGACAUCCUAUAAUGACUGUAGUCCAAGACCAGGAUCCAACUGGGCUCCCUUGGGCUUUCACGUGAGGAAGAAUGGAGUGGGACUUACAUGCCUGUCAAAGUAAGAAGAGUAAAGAAUGGAUCUAAUCCGUUUAACCACUAUCUUUAUCACACGUUCACUCAACCCAAUUUCCUUCAGUUAAACUAAGAAGGAAUCUUGGAAUCAAAGUUGUACAAAUGGCAGAGCUAAGCCCAAGGUAGAGGUGGGGCAUUGCCUUGCACUCUGGGUUCCUGGGGCUGAGAAAUGGCUACUUGGUGGACAGAAUAACCCAAAUCAUGUUUUCACUGCCAACUCCUUUGGUGACUCUUGAGAAAUCUUUUGAUACAUAGGACACUUUUUUAGUACUUUAAGUUAGACAACCAGAAGGAAAACUUUACAGAAAUUUCCUAAAUCUUAAUCACACAUUAGCUUAGUAAAGAUAAUGGAACAGAUUCCACAAAAUGCACAAAAUGUAUAUAGAGCCUAUAUCCAGCAGGACUUGUUAAGCUGUGUCUAUAUACCAAUUACAGAGUGUUCAAGUUGUAUGCCAGAUGGUGCACCUAGGUGCUUGGACAUCAUGUUCACCUCCAAUAUUUAUUCUGCACAGCAGCUAGAAUGACCUUCAUUAAUGCCAAAUUCCCAGAUUUGAGCCAGAUGUUGGAUGAAGUCCUGUAAGCACAGAAGAAAUUUUCAAAUAUCAACCUUUGAUGUGAGGGACGGGCCUCUCACCCAUCAGCAAGCACACAUAACCAAGUUAUCUUUGAGGUCCUGGAAGCGGGCUCCCACUGACAGGCAAGCAUGUCAGGGUCUCAGAGUGAUCAAGAGUCCAAGUCUAGUUGGCCCCGCUUAAGAUCCCCUGUCUCAGGUAGGAGGAGUUGGCACCAGGACAACAUACCACAUUCCUGGGAAUGCUCAGGCUACACUGCAACCAAGUGAUCAAUCUCAGAACUUGAGGGAAUGGGCACAAUCUAAAGCAUCUCUUACUAAGACUGCAGGUAAUAUUCACAAGCCUGGGAGGUCUGCAGGUUGCAGUUGCUAUCUGGACUCUCCAGGACAUUGACCCAGUUAGUAUUGUCCUUCUCCUUUCCCUAAGGAAAUCACUUCAGUCAGCUUUGAGUUCCCAAUGUGAGCAGCCCUCCUGAAUCCUUCCACUGAGUAUUCUCUACCUUUUGCUGCCUCUCUUUCUCUGUCUCUCAUGAAUGAAUGAAUAAAAUCUUUUUUAAAAAUG